GCUCACAAAAACAUGAAAAAAUUCCACACCCCCAGCAACUCCAGCACCAUGGCCGGCUUCAUCCUCCUGGGCUUCCCCUGCCCCAGGGAGGGUCAGAUCCUCCUCUUUGUGCUCUUCUCUGCUGUCUACCUCCUCACCCUCAUGGGCAAUGCUUCCAUCAUCUGUGCUGUGCACUGGGAUCAGAGACUGCACACACCCAUGUACAUCCUGCUGGCCAACUUCUCCUUCCUGGAGAUCUGGUAUGUCACCUCCACUGUCCCCAACAUGUUGGCCAACUUCCUUUCUGACACCAAGGUCAUCUCCUUCUCUGGAUGCUUUCUCCAGUUCUAUCUCUUCUUUUCCUUGGGCUCCACAGAAUGUUUUUUCUUGGCUAUUAUGGCAUUAGAUCGGUAUCUUGCUAUCUGCAGGCCUUUACGCUACCCAUCCAUUAUGACCAAACACUGCUGUACUAAUCUUGUGUUAGGCUGCUGGACAUUUGGUUUCCUGUGGUUCUUGAUUCCCAUCAUCAUCAUCUCUAGAAUGUCAUUUUGUGGAUCCAGAAUAAUUGACCAUUUCCUAUGUGACCCAGGUCCUCUGUUAGCCCUCACUUGCAAAAAAGAUCCUGUGAUAGAGCUUAUCUUUUCUGCCUUAAGUCCUCUGCCCCUUGUGAUUCCCUUUGUCUUCAUCAUAGGUUCUUAUGCUCUGGUCCUCAAAGCUGUACUGAAAGUUCCUUCAGCAGCUGGGAAAAGAAAGGCUUUUAGCACCUGUGGAUCUCACCUGGCUGUGGUUUCACUAUUUUAUGGCUCAGUGCUAGUCAUGUAUGGGAGCCCAACAUCUGAGCAUGAAGCUGGGAUGCAGAAGGUUGUGACUCUCUUUUAUUCUGUUUUGACCCCUCUCCUUAACCCUGUGAUAUAUACUCUUAGGAACAAAGAUAUGAAAAAAGCCCUGCAGAAAUUUUGCAGAAUAUAA
Cavia porcellus (domestic guinea pig) is the source of this 948-nucleotide messenger RNA. RefSeq names its product olfactory receptor 11G2-like. The record is from RefSeq and is a predicted model, not a curated record. The transcript has a single exon. Gene Ontology annotation, biological process: G protein-coupled receptor signaling pathway. Gene Ontology annotation, cellular component: membrane. Gene Ontology annotation, molecular function: olfactory receptor activity; G protein-coupled receptor activity. NCBI's taxonomy places the organism in Eukaryota, Metazoa, Chordata, Mammalia, Rodentia, Caviidae. The coding region runs from base 13 to 948 and encodes 311 amino acids.